AUGCCUUAUUGUGACAAGAGUCAGCUCUGCGAGCUUGAGGAAGACCUUCGGGCCCAAAGAGAGGCACCAGCCCUGGUGGGUGCGCAGGUUCCUGGUGAUGAGGACGACAUGGAGGUGUUCACCCCCUCUUCUUCUUCCUCCAACUCCUCUGCCUCCACCUCUCCUCUGAUCCCAGGCACCCCGGAGGACGUGCCUACUGCUGGAACACCAAGUCCUCCCCAGAGUCCUCAGAGUGUCUGCUCAUCCCCCACUGCCACUGUCUCCCCUCCAUGGAGCCAGGCAAGCGAGAGCCCCAGCAUCCAAGAAGAGGAGGGCCCGAGCAGCUCACAGGAUGUGGGAUUCCCUGAGUACUUGCUCCAGGGUGCACCACAGGAGAUGAUGUAUGAUUUGCUUAAUCUCCUGCUCCUCAAGUAUCGAAAGAAGGAGCUGAUCACAAAGGAAGAAAUGCUGAAUGGAGUCCUCAAAAAUUACGAGGACCAAUUCCCUGCCAUCUUCAGCAAAGUCUCUAAGUACAUGGAGAUUGUCUAUGGCAUUGCAGUGAAGGAAGUGGACCCUGCCAGCCACUCCUACAUCCUCAGCACCUCCCUGGGCCUCACCUACGAUGGGAUGCAGAGCGAUGACCAGAGCGUGCCCAAGACCGGCCUCCUGAUUAUCACCCUGGGCUUGGUCUUCAUGGAGGGCGACUGCACCUCUGAGAAGAGCAUGUGGUAUGUGCUGGGUGUGCUGGGGUUGUGUCCUGGGAGGGAGCACCCCAUCUAUGGAGAGCCCAGGAAGCUCAUCACCGAAGAUUGGGUGCAGGAAAACUACCUGGAGUACCGGCAGGUGCCCAACAGUGAUCCUGCGUGCUAUCGGUUCCUGUGGGGCCCACGUGCCCACGCUGAAACCAGCAAGAUGGUAGUUCUGGAGCAUUUGGCCCAGUUCAAUAUUACUUUCCCCAGUUUAUUCCCACACUUGUAUCAGAUGGCUCUGAGAGAUGAGGAAGAAAGCGCCCAGGCCGGAAUUGCCACCACAAAUGGCACUUCUGCCACAGCCAGUACCAGUUCUAGUGGCACACCUUGAAGCUUCUCUAAGCCCAGAUGA
Molecule: messenger RNA, 1080 nt
Organism: Cynocephalus volans (Philippine flying lemur)
Lineage: Eukaryota; Metazoa; Chordata; Mammalia; Dermoptera; Cynocephalidae
Product: melanoma-associated antigen 4-like
Exons: 1
Biological process (GO): negative regulation of transcription by RNA polymerase II
Cellular component (GO): nucleus
Source: RefSeq, a predicted model, not a curated record